UCCCACUUCCGCGGGCACCCAACUGUGCGUCUCCUGCGCGCUGACGUCAGGUGCGUGCCCCUGUCCGGCAGCCGAGGAGACCCCGCGCAGUGCUGCCAACGCCCCGGUGGAGAAGCUGAGGUCAACAUCAGAUUUGAAAUAUUUAAAGUGGAUACAAAACUAUUUCAGCAAUGCAGACAAUUAAGUGUGUUGUUGUGGGCGAUGGUGCUGUUGGUAAAACAUGUCUCCUGAUAUCCUACACAACAAACAAAUUUCCAUCGGAAUAUGUACCAACUGUUUUUGACAACUAUGCAGUCACAGUUAUGAUUGGUGGAGAACCAUAUACUCUUGGACUUUUUGAUACUGCAGGGCAAGAGGAUUAUGACAGAUUACGACCGCUGAGUUAUCCACAAACAGAUGUAUUUCUAGUCUGUUUUUCAGUGGUCUCUCCAUCUUCAUUUGAAAAUGUGAAAGAAAAGUGGGUGCCUGAGAUAACUCACCACUGUCCAAAGACUCCUUUCUUGCUUGUUGGGACUCAAAUUGAUCUCAGAGAUGACCCCUCCACUAUUGAGAAACUUGCCAAGAACAAACAGAAGCCUAUCACUCCAGAGACUGCUGAAAAGCUGGCCCGUGACCUGAAGGCUGUCAAGUAUGUGGAGUGUUCUGCACUUACACAGAGAGGUCUGAAGAAUGUGUUUGAUGAGGCUAUCCUAGCUGCCCUCGAGCCUCCGGAAACUCAACCCAAAAGGAAGUGCUGUAUAUUCUAAACUGUUUUCUCCUUCCCUUCUUUGCUGCUGCUUCCUGUCCCACUACUGUAGAAAGAUCGUUUAAAAACAAAGGAAUAAAACCAUCCUGUUUGAAAGCCUCUGCGUCUUUUUACUCACCACCUUAGAGCAACCUCUGUAUUAGUUUUUGAUCAAGAAUGCAAUAUCUUAUAGAAAUUUUUUGUGGUCAGUAGUCAAGUUGGACUUGUUUUAACUUUCUGCUGCUUGAGUUGCCUGAUGCUCAGAGCUUUUUGGUUUGGAUUACCAUUGCAAAAGGGAACUUGGUCUGGCAUUAAGAGUUGGAGAAAAUAACAAGAGUUUUAACACUUCUAGAUCUUAGUUCUAGAUGGAGAAAGUAACACAAACAUCAUUUUACUCUUAUGAUCAAUUGUUAAUUGUAAUUGCAUGACAAACCUUAUGGAAAAGGGGUGACCUUCUAGUAGAGUGUAACGGGGAAGGGAGGAUUCUUUUCUGGUUUUCCUUUGUGCAGUGAAACUUUGUGUUGCUGUUGCUUUGGCUGUCUGUGCUGUAGUGGAGUAUUUGUCAGUCUGGGGUGGGGAAGAUAUUGAUGUAUCUGCUACUGCUUUAUGAGUUCAUUUGUUACGUUAUCUUUUAAGAAUAGCAUCCAUUUAAACAGUUGACUUACAGUUUGUUAAUGUUGAGAUGUAAAGCUGCCACCUUUAUAUUUUCGUGCUUCUGAUUUUAUUGUGAGGGAAAUAUACAAUUGUGGUUACCUUCAAAUUUUGAAAUUAAAAAUAUACAACUGUUUGUAUAAA
Molecule: messenger RNA, 1519 nt
Organism: Cercocebus atys (sooty mangabey)
Lineage: Eukaryota; Metazoa; Chordata; Mammalia; Primates; Cercopithecidae
Gene: CDC42
Product: cell division cycle 42
Exons: 6
Coding region: 171-746 (191 amino acids)
Biological process (GO): small GTPase-mediated signal transduction; modification of synaptic structure
Cellular component (GO): dendritic spine
Molecular function (GO): GTPase activity; GTP binding
Source: RefSeq, a predicted model, not a curated record